UUCUGGGGACGUUCACAGCAUACAUCGCGACUGGCCAGCCUAGGCAGUUUAUCGAUAAUCCUAGCGUCACCCUUAUUUGUAAUGCUCUUAUUGGCAGCGCUGUCCCAGUAUCAUGGUUCUUUUGCCCUGGCAUUAGGAGGUCUCCGCGCCCAUGGAACUCUACCAUUUCUUGUCCGAAGCAUCCCCCCCUUCAACCUGCAGGUUGGACUGUACUAUGGCGGCUGGGUCGCUCUACAGGCCUGUCUUAACCAUCUUCUGCCCGGCAAGAUAGCAACAGGCCUGCCAACUCCAGGGGGCCAGUCCCUACCGUACAAGGUAAAUGGGCUGGCCUGUUGCAUCACGAAUCUGGCGAUUUUCAUUACCCUUGCUGCGGCUGGUGUGUUCCGUCCAUCAUCCAUAACGGCUCAUGUUGGCGAGUUCCUCUUUGCAGCCAGUAAUUAUGGCUUCAUUCUCUCACUGGCGGUGACCAUCAAGUGUUACUGCAUGGAACCAGGGGUCAAAGAUGUUCGGUUUACAGGCUCCAUCGUCCAUGAAUUCCUGUCUGGAAUCGAGCUGAACCCACGCUUGGGGAAGUACUGGGAUGUGAAGCUCUUCCAAAUCGGCCGUGUUGGAAUGAUCAGCUGGCUAUUACUCGACCUUUCCUUCGCCGCUCUCCAGCUCGAGAGAUUCGGCAGCAUCACCAACCCCAUGAUUGUCGUCAACGCACUCCACGCGCUGUAUAUCCUUGACUUCUUCAUCUACGAAGACUGGUACCUAACCACAAUCGACAUCGCACACGAUCAUUUCGGCUUCUACCUCGCGUGGGGCUCCGCCGUGCUGGUCCCAGCCCUCUACACCACCCAAGCGCACUACCUGGCCUACCACCCCGUGGAAAUCACCUGCACCCAUGCCUCCAUCCUCACUCUGGCUGGAAUAAUCAGCUACAUUAUCUUCCGCACAUCUAACAACCAGAAAUUCCGCUUCCGCCAAACCAACGGCAAAUGCGUCAUCUGGGGCGCCGCGCCCAAGACCAUCCCUGCUGCGUAUCGGACGGUGGAUGGCUCUCUCCACCGUUCCAUGCUCCUUUGCUCCGGCUGGUGGGGCCUCGUCCGUCACCCAAAUUAUAUCGGAGAUCUCCUCUUCUCCUUCUGCAGCUGCGCUGCCUGUGGCUUCACCCAUCUUCUUCCAUGGAGCUACUUGAUUUUCAUGACGGUGCUGCUCGCGCACAGAUCCUGGAGAGAUGAUCGUCGGUGCUCGGAGAAGUAUGGGGCGCAGUGGAUGAAAUACUGUGAGGUUGUCCGGUGGAGACUCGUCCCGUUUGUUUUUUGAUGCGUGGGUAGACGGGUACUGGGGGAGAGCGUAUAGACGUCGUCAGAGAAUGAAGAAGUGUGUAUUUUUAGGUCGUUGCGGGUCGGAUACUGG
Messenger RNA from Aspergillus heteromorphus CBS 117.55, 1401 nucleotides. Its product is annotated as sterol reductase/lamin B receptor. Gene Ontology annotation, molecular function: 7-dehydrocholesterol reductase activity. NCBI's taxonomy places the organism in Eukaryota, Fungi, Ascomycota, Eurotiomycetes, Eurotiales, Aspergillaceae. Gene Ontology annotation, cellular component: endoplasmic reticulum membrane. The coding region runs from base 82 to 1308 and encodes 408 amino acids. The record is from RefSeq and is a predicted model, not a curated record. Gene Ontology annotation, biological process: brassinosteroid biosynthetic process; cholesterol biosynthetic process. The transcript is spliced from 5 exons.